AUGGCAAGUAAAGCAGCCCACAAACGUCUUGCCAAGGAGUAUGUGAGCAUGCAGAAAGAGCCGCCCCCAUUUGUUUGGGCUACACCGGAUGAAAAGAAUAUCUUGACUUGGAAUUACCUUAUCCGCGGCCCUCCUGAUUCGCCUUUUACUGGCGGAGAGUACCACGGCGUACUCAUUUUCCCUGCGGAAUAUCCAUUCAAGCCUCCGGGUAUCAAGAUGUUCACCCCUUCCGGCCGAUUCCAACCAGACAAAAAGAUUUGUUUCUCCAUGUCUGAUUUCCAUCCCGGUACUUGGAAUCCCGCCUGGAGUGUCGCCACGAUACUCACAGGAUUAUUAUCGUUCAUGCUCUCUGAUGAGAUGACCACCGGCUCAGUGACGUCUUCAGAUGGCCAUAAACGAGCCUAUGCUGCGCGCAGUCACUCCCAUAACUUGAACCAACCAAGAUUCAGAGAAGCUUUCCCAGAUUACUGUACGGAUACGCUUCGAGACCUACCAAAUAUGGGUGAACGGGAGCGAGGGAAACCAGAUACGGCGGUCACGCCCACUUCACCCAUGACGAAUAACCCUAGUCCGUUUUCUCCCUCUAUCUCACGAUCUACCACAGCGACACAUCCGUCGCAGGUGUGUGAUAGACGACCGGUGGCACAGGCUCCCGCCACCACGACGACGUCAAAUGCGAGCGAUGUCGUAAGUAAUAGUAGCUUGGCAUCUACAAACAAGCCAACAACGACGCCGCAGGGGUGGACAGGGCCGUUGCGACAGGUUUUAUGGGAGAAGUGGAGAUGGGGAGUGCUGAUUGCGUUCGCGGUCAUUGUCUCGCGGCUAUCGUCGAGCCCUUGA
This is a messenger RNA of Suillus paluster, 840 nucleotides long. Its product is annotated as UBC-like protein. Lineage: Eukaryota; Fungi; Basidiomycota; Agaricomycetes; Boletales; Suillaceae. The transcript has 8 exons. The coding region runs from base 1 to 840 and encodes 279 amino acids. The record is from RefSeq and is a predicted model, not a curated record.